CGUUGUGCUGGUCCUAAAGAGAGAAAGAGGAGAUUAGAGAGAGGACCGCCUGUGGCUUGGCCGUGUUGCAGACGGCGUGGCCUUAGACCGUUUCUUUCCCCGCACCCCCUUUACAACUCAUUUCCCCACGCAAUCACCCAACACACCAAGCCCCACAACACUCCUCUCUCUCUCUCUAAAUCCCCCUUUCUCUCUCUCUCUAAACCCCUGUCCAUCUGAAUUAAUACAGUGAGAGACUUUUUUUUUUGAGCAAGCACAGGGAGAGAGGCUCUUAACUAUGUCAAUCUCUGUUUACCCACACAGAAGAAGCCUCUCUCUCUCUUAAUUGUCUAUUAAUUCCCUUGUCUCUCUCAUCCAACAUUUGAUAUUGAGUGAGAUCAACACAGAGACGAGAAAGUCUACCCAAACCUCACACAGGCCUCCUACCCUUGUGUCUAUCAUGCACGACGCCCUUCCUUCCUGCUUCAAUGCCGGGGCCGAGCGCGGAGCUGAUGGUGCAGCUGAACCAGACACCCAAAAACCUAUCCAGAACCUAACCACAUGCCUCUACCACACCCAUCACCUCGGCUCUGUUGCGGUGACCUGGUGCCGGACUACCUUGGGCCACUCGUUCACCAUAUCACUCUCUAACAUCUCCACCACUCUCCACCACUCCACCCCUCUCCUCUUCUGGCGCAAGCGCAAAGGCUCCAAGUCCCUCUCCCUCUUUAAUCACACAAACAGCGGCGGCGGCGGCGGCGGCGGCGCGAAAACAUCCAAAUCUCUCUCCCUCUUCAAUCAGAAUACAAGAUCCAGCAAAUCAACCCACUUGUUUUGGGAUUUAACUCGUGCUCACUACCCUCCUAACUCAGCCGAGCCAGACAGAGGGUUCUACAUUGCCCUGAAAUAUCUUGAUGAUAUAGUUCUCCUUCUCGGUGAUCGGAUCGGCGAUGCACUUGCCGUCACAGUUGCUAAGCCCAUAUCAACUCUGCCGUGCUUGGUGGCCCGAAGGGAACACGUUUUUGGGACGCGGCUCUGCACCGCACGAGCCGCCCUCACUGGAGGUCGCACCCACGAGAUUGCCAUAAGUUGGGGCUCUGAAUUGUGCGUUAGAAUCGACGAUCGUGUGGUUGUGCAUGUUCGCGAAUUGGCCUGGAAGUUUAGGGGAAACCAGGAGAUAGAAUUGGAAGGUGUGAAGGUUGGGGUAUAUUGGGAUGUUUUCGACUGGUUCUUUGGUGGGUGCGAGAAUGGCCAUGCCGUGUUCAUGUUUAGGGCCGACGGGUCGGAUGUCGGCUCGGUGGUUUGGCCUCCUAGUGGGCUUGGGGUUAAGGGGAGAGAGAAGAGAUUGUUGAAGACAGGUUCCGCGUCCGGCGGAUCAAGUUCAGGUUCAGGAUCGUCCAGCUCGUGUUCGAGCUCUUCAGUUUUAGAGUGGGUGGGAGUGGAAGAGGAGGUUAACAGGGGUUUCUCUCUCUUGCUUUAUGCUUGGAAGAACUGAGUCUGGUUCCUCUCUCUCUGUCUCUUGAUUUCCUCAUAAAAGCUGAGAGCAAUUCAUCACUCACUUCAUUUACUGGGAAGAGCAGAUCACAAUUCCUUUCUCUCUCAAAAGAAAUUAUUUUCUUAGUGUUUAAUUGACUGACCCAUUCAUUGAUAGAUGAGGAGUUCGUCUUC
This is a messenger RNA of Amborella trichopoda, 1647 nucleotides long. RefSeq lists its product as uncharacterized. The record is from RefSeq and is a predicted model, not a curated record. Lineage: Eukaryota; Viridiplantae; Streptophyta; Magnoliopsida; Amborellales; Amborellaceae.